This is a messenger RNA of Podarcis lilfordi (Lilford's wall lizard), 16628 nucleotides long. NCBI's taxonomy places the organism in Eukaryota, Metazoa, Chordata, Lepidosauria, Squamata, Lacertidae. The record is from the annotation of a GenBank genome assembly.
AUGGACCUCCUCUGCAGUUGUGGACCAAAAGACCUGGACACUUUCAUCUUGCAGAAUCUCCAGCCCAAUAAGGAAUUUAAUCAGCAGGUGCGCAGUGCCAUCGACAUCAUCUGUGAAUUCCUGAAAUCCACUUGCUUCAGGGAUAUGACCCCUCCUCGACCCAAGGUGCUGAAGAUUGUCAAGGUCAGUGCCAGAGUGUGGGCAGGUUCAAAGAGAGAGCGAUGGGAGUGGGGAAGAGAACGAGAGUGUAGAUUGUUAAGGUUGUAGAUUGUAGGUUGCAGCUCUGUGAUGGGUAAGCUAGAGUUCCCAGAAUUCUUUCAGUUGUACACAGAGCUGCUAAGUGACUCUCUUAUUAAGGCGGGCAGAGGGUCCUCUUGGUAGCUCCACCGUCCUCAGAAGAGAGCCCAGGAGAGGACAUUCCCUGAGCUGGGGAAUUCCUUCCCCACAAAAGUGCCCUUUAUUAGUUUUCCAGAUUAAUACAAAUCAAACCAAAUUUAUUUAAUUUAACACAAUCUAGCCAAUUAAUUGGUUAAAUGUUGUAGCCCUUUCAUGAAUCAGGAGGGAGGACCCAAGAUGUUACAGUGGUACCUCGGGUUACAUACGCUUCAGGUUACAUACGCUUCAGGUUACACACUCCGCUAACCCAGAAAUAGUGCUUCAGGUUAACAACUUUGCUUCGGGAUAAGAACAGAAAUUGGGCUCUGGCGGCGGCGCAGCGGCAGCGGGAGGCCCCAUUAGCUAAAGUGGUGCUUCAGGUUAAGAACAGUUUCAGGUUAAGAACGGACCUCUGGAACGAAUUAAGUACUUAACCUGAAGUACCACUGUAUAACAAUGUGAGUCACGAAUCCCAAAAUGCAGAACGGGAAAGUCCACUUGCGGAGCCAGAAUGGGUGGGACCCACUCCCAGUUGGUGACACAUUGUCAGAGCAAGCCUAAUCUGUAGAUAAACACUUAAAUGAUAUUUACUUUUGACAGUGAGUGAGCCACUACCAAGUCUCCACUGAGCCCAGCUCCGAUAGUGGAUGGAAAUUUAAGGGAGAUAUGAGGGCCACUCUAUGUGGCUCUUGGAACUCCCCCCAGAUCAUUGUCAGGAGUUCAGCUUACAUUCGAGUAGGACCCUAGCAGAGACACAGGCCCGACUGGCAUGUUCUCUCCCUCCUGGUCGAUUGUUCGGGAACUUCAAAAGCUUUCUUCUGCCCGAACAUCACAGCGGCCGAUGCCAACAGACACCGGCACACUUAGGAAUCCUCAGAGUUUGCGCACCUUGCGUGACGCAACUCAGCAUUUUGGCUAAUCUACUUUAUUUACAUAUAAACACACACGGAGCACUGCAACAUGGCUCCCUCUCUCUCUAGCAUCAGACAGCAAAGAGAAAAAGAACAAAGGACAAUAGUCCCACUUCACGGAACACAGUAACACAAACAUCCUGUCUCCGUCACUUCCCACUCUGUGGAGUCAAAACAUACACCGUCAUGUGAUAGACAACAAUCCCAUGACUGCAAUCAUGGAGCAGGAAUUCUAACAAUCAUUCCCCUGGCUGGGAUGCAUCCUCGAAUUCUGACCAUCCCUUUCACUUGCCUCAAUGCAGGACGGGGUGCGUGGUGCGUAGUAACUUGCCAGUGUGGUGUAGUGGUUAAGAGCGGUAGUCACGUAAUCUGGGGAACCGGGUUCGCGUCUCCGCUCCUCCACAUGCAGCUGCUGGGUGACCUUGGGCCAUUCACAUUUCUUUGAAGUCUCUCAGCCCCACUCACCUCACAGAGUGUUUGUUGUGGGGGAGGAAGGGAAAGGAGAAUGUUAGCCGCUUUGAGACUCCUUAAAGGGAGUGAAAGGCGGGAUAUCAAAUCCAAACUCUUCUUCUUCUUCUUCUUCUUCUUCUUCUUCUUCUUCUUCUUACCUGCAAAGCUACCACCUGCAUUGGGUUGCCCCGCCCACUUUUGCCCCUGGACCCGCCCACUACUGUCUUGCAGUCCCAGAAUGGAAGGUGUCUAAUGGGUAGGACAGUGCAUAGCCUCCCCCACCCCAGUGAAUCUGCCCCAUGUCUCCCAUGCCCCAUUCAAGCAAACCUACACCCUGCACGAACCCAGGAUUUCCCCCAUUCUGGAUUGAGUCUGGAAUUAGUUCUCCCAUGAAGAGUCUCCUGCUCUACAGGGAGGCAUUAGAGUCAGGUGGCAUCAGGAUCCUACCUUCUCCUGAGAAGUUAGGUAGGUUGCGGCCCUUUCGGGGGGGGAGAGGCGGAACCUGAUGCAUGCCCAUCCUUCCUUCCUGAUGCUCCAUCCCCUGGCAACCCCAAACCUCUCUAGGUCAUUCAAUCCAACCUGCAGCGAUCUGUGGUUUGUCUGAACGUGGCUCAGCUGAUUCAGGCCUUGGAUGACUCAGGCGCAGUGGCGGAGCUUCAUGCUCUGGCAGGGGAGCAGAGAGCAGGUGUGGGUGUGGCUGGCGCACAUCCUGGGGGCAUAGCAUGCAUCCUGGGGGUGUGGUGUGCCCGGGGGGGGGACCGUGAUGGCACCCCACUGGCAUCAUGCCGCUGGGAGCGGUACGCUCCCCUCGCACCCCUCUUCCUCCGCCAGUGCUCAGGCGUAUAGCCCUAGCAAUGGGGUGGAGGAUUUCGAAGUGUACUUGCCCCCACGCAAAAGCCUGAUUCCAAUAUCUAUGUAUCACAGAGGGUUGGAGUAGAUGACCCUUUGACUCCCUUCCAACUCUAGAAUUCUAUGAUUGAUUGAUACGUGCGAAAUUGACACAAGCUAGAAAUUGACCAGCCUGGAAUCAGCCCCUGGUACUCAUUCAUCAGGGUGCAGGGAAACAAGGAUAUUCUACGAGGCAUCAUCGGAUUUCCCUCCCUAGGGUGGCUCAUCUGGCAGAGGCACAGCUCUGAAAGGGGGAUCGGAUGCUGACCUUGUGCUGUUCCUUGACAUCUUCAAUGGCUACGAAGACCAGGAGACAAACAGGUGGUUUAUCAUCCAGGAGAUUGAGAAGAGGCUCAAGCAAUGCCGGGAACGAAUACGGAGCGAUUUAGAAGUACGGAUUGAAAAACCAAAGUGGGACAACCCACGGGUGCUCAGCUUCCAACUUCGUUCUGGCGAUUUCACAGAGUACAUUGAUUUUGAUGUCCUGCCGGCCUUUGAUGCUCUUGGUAAGUCCACCUGCCUAGGGAUGGAGGCCCCAUUCACACCACCUAUGAUUUAAAACACUAUUGAUAGCACUGUGAGCAGUUAUGGCUUCCCCCAAGGAAUCCUGGGAACUGUAGUUCAUUAAAGGGCACCGAGAGUUGCCAGAAGUCCCUCUAAUCCCCUCAUGGGACUACCAUUCCCAGAGUGGUUUAGCAGUUGUUAUAAGAAAAAAACACAACUCCUUUUCCCUUAUAGGGUAUCCAAGAGCCUGUAUAUAAUCCUUAAAAGUGUUCGCUAGCGGUAGGAGAAAAUAACAGAGGCCAACCAGAGUAUAUUGAGAAGCAAAAUGGCUAGUAAUCCUGAUCUUUAUUCAAGGAACUGUUGCAACAGGGUCCCCACUCACCACACACAGGAAGGAGGUGAACCCUGAACAGUGGUGUGCAAGCCCUUAUAUAGACUUUUGAAAUUGCCCACCCUGUAGCUGAAGACCAGCUCCCCAAAACAUCAUACAUACAUCACAGAAGGAGGCGGUCCACAGCAGAAAUCCUGUUUUGCCAGGAUACCUGAUAAUGGUCACUGGUUGCAUUACCUGGGCAGCCUGGCCAUUCUUUUGUGAUGGUUCAUACUUAAUUCCUGAGUCCAGGUCACAGGCUCACCCUAUUCAUACACAAAUACGCCCUUAAGACAGGAUUUGUGAGCAAAGAGAUAAUGGGGAGGCUUUUCCCAUUUCCUUCCCCACUGCAGAGGAAUAUUUGAGGUCAUCGGGAGCGUCAAAAUGGCUUCAGGACUGCUCUCCUGUACUAUUUCAGACAAGUGGUUCAUAUACUUAUGUAUGUGUUUGCCUUGUACAUUUUUGAACAUUUAAUUUAUAUAUUUGAGACCUUAGAAUUCUUAUAACACAGUCAAUCCCACAUCACAGGGAACUGUAGCAAUUGUAGUUCUGCAAAGGAGAAUGGGGCCUCAGUACCCUUAACAAACUACAGUUCCCAGGAAGAGAAGCCAUGGCUGUUCAAAGGGGCAGGUGGAGCCUGAAUCACCUGCUACUCCUUGUAUCUGUGACCCCGUCUUUGUUUUGAAAAACAGGUCACUACUGGGGUGGCAUGCCUGACCCCCAGGUGUACAUCAGACUGAUUGACAGCAGCAGAGGCCAGGGGGGUCAGUUCUCUCCCUGCUUCACCGAGUUGCAGAAAGACUUCAUCAGGGAGCGCCCUGCCAAACUGAAAAGUCUCAUCCGUCUGGUGAAAUACUGGUACAAACAGGUACACACACACACAUUUCAGAUCAUGUGUGAAUUCAAAUUAAAAGCCUAGCACUGGAAACCAAGUGGGAGAACGGACACAACCCAAGACUAAAAAUGAGUACAAACUCUAAAAAUCAGAAUUCGGUUUAAAAACCUGCUGGAAAGGAAAGGUCUUCACUGAAGUGUCAGGACCAGCAAUCAGAGACGAUGAGAAUUAUAGUCCCAAAACAGCUGGAGACUCAAAUUUGGGAAACCCUGUUCUAAAGGAAAGCGUUUUGGAACACUGAAAAUGCCAGGUUCUUCAGUUUCAAGAGAAUAGGGUGCAAGUUCUGUUAUGUACAAUGGAACUUCACAUCAAACACAAUUUAAGUCUUUCCAAAAGGGGAUAUUGGAACACUCCAAAUCAUUUGCCCAUCUAUGUGUACAGAAAAUAGUAAAUCUAGCCAAAAGGCAACACCUGGAGAUCUGCACUGAUAACUUUGAUGCAUCCCUAAUUAUUAUUAUUAGUGUAUAAGUAUAAGAUGGUUGCAUAAUCUUAGAAGGGGGUAUGGCUGUGAAUUCUGGUCUUAAGCUGUAUAUCCCAUUCCGCUGCCUGAUCCUUUCAUAUUCUUCCAUUGGUGCUACCCAUUGUAUUGCUGUGGGCUAUACUUAAUAUGUUCUCCCAUGUAACUGUAGCUGCCGAAAUUGCAAUCGAAGCCCCCAAAGUAUGCACUCGAGUUGCUGGCUGUCUACGCCUGGGAACAAGACGGUGAGAGGACUUCUUUCAACAUGGCGGAAGGUUUCCGGACGGUCCUUUGGCUCAUCCAACAGUACAGAGACCUCUGCAUCUUUUGGACAAAGUACUAUGACUUUCAGAAUGAGACUCUCAAGAAAUACCUGCAUACUCAACUCCGAAAACCCAGGUCAGUAUUCUCUGUGCCUCUCUCUUAUGCGCUGCCAUUUUGCAGGUGAAAAUAGGGAACCUCUUAUGGACUAGUAACCCCUCCUAUUCCUGCACCAUGGAUCAAAUGAACAGCAACUCCUCCAUCUAUAUAUCCCAACUUUACAUCCUUCCCCAUAGAGUUUUCCUGCAUAGAGAGAGUUCUUUGAGCAAAUCUGUUUGGUACCCCCACCCCCAUUUUUUAAUUGAUUUUCCAAAAUUUUAAACAGAAAAGCAAACAUAAAUCAUAACUGAACUUAAUCCAAUCUUAGUUACAUUGUUACGUGACUUCCUCGAAUCCCCCUAGCUGAAUUUCAGUGUAUAUCAUUGUAACAGUUUUCCAAAACCAAUUUUUAUCGUAAUAUUAACUUAUUCAUUUAACAUCUUUCUUUCUUUCUUUCCAUUUUAACUUUAAACAUAUUAUUCUCUAAACAUCACCUACUUAAAUCCUAGGCCUAUCUGGUAUUUGCAAGUUUUUUCAAUUAAGUUAUCUUAACAUAUUUAACUAGAUAGUCUUUAAAUUUUAUCCAUUCCUCCUGGUACUCCUCCUCCUUCUGGUCGCAGACUCUUCCAGUCAGGUCGGCUAGCUCCGAAAAGUCCAUCAUCUUCAUCUGCCAUUCUUCCACUGUUGGAACUUCUUGUGAUUUCCAACUCUUAGCUAACAAAAUUCUAGCUGCUGUUGUGGCAUACAAAAACAAUCUAACAUCUUUCUUAGGCAAUUCCAGACCUACUAUUCCAAGAAGGAAGGCUUCUGGUUUCUUAAUAAAUAUAUAUUUUAACAUCUUUUCAAUUCGUUAUAAAUCUUCUCCCAUAAGUCUUUCACUUUAGGGCAGGUCCACCACAUAUGAUAAAAGGUACUCUCCUUUUCUUUACGUUUCCAACAUAAAUUAUCACUAUUGUGGUAAAUCUUUGCCAGUUUUACAGGGGUUAAGUACCAUCUAUACAUCAUUUUCAUAAUAUUUUCCUUUAACACCGUACAUGCAGUGAACUUGACCCCUUUCUUCCACAAUCUUUCCCAGUCUUCAAACAUUAUGUUAUGUCCCACAUCUCUUGCCCAGUCUAUUAUCACGGAUUUAACUUGUUCAUCCUUUGUAUGCCAUUCCAACAAUAAAUUAUACAUUUUAGAAAAAUUUUAACUUUAGAGUCCAACAAUUCCGUUUCCUUUUUUUUAAAAUGAUAUUUAUUAAAGUUUAAAAAAAAGAUUACAUUGAUAAGAAAAAGAAAAAUAGAGAAAAGAAAAAUACAAAAUACAAAAAAAAACACAAUUAAAAACAAUUCAAUCUUUUCAUCACUUAUCUUUCAUUUACUUGUUUCCCGGACCUCCUCAUGCCUCCCUUUUUUGUAUUCCGGUUCAAAUUAUUAGUUCAGCAAUUCCUUUCCCUCCUUAUUUUAUCCUAAUCUUUAAUCUUAAUAUAUUAUAGCAUUAAAUUUUGACCUAUUGAAAAUCCAAUUUUUCCAUAUUCUUUUACCAUUACAGCUAGAAACCACUUAACUUCAAUCCAACAUCAUUCUAACAUUCAUUAAUUUUGCAAUAUUUCUGUAAAUAGUCGUUAAAUUUCUUCCAAUCUUCUUCACCUACUCUUCUCCCUGGUCUCGGAUUCUGCCAGUCAUUUCCGCCAAUUCCAUGUAGUCCAUCAUUUUCAUCUGCCAUUCUUCCAAUGUGGGUAGGUCUUGUGUCUUCCAGUGCUUUGCAAUAAGUAUUCUUGCUGCUGUUGUAGCAUACAUAAAGAAAGUUCUGUCCUUCUUUAACACCGAUCGGCCGACUGUGCCCAGGAGAAAGGCCUCUGGUUUCUUUAAGAAGGUAUAUUUAAAUACCUUUUUUAAUUCAUUAUAAAUCAUCUCCCAGAAAACCUUAAUCCUUGGGCACGUCCACCAAAGGUGAAAGAAUGUACCUUCAGUUUCUUUACAUUUCCAACAUUUGUUAUCGGGCAAAUGGUAGAUUUUUGCAAGCUUGACUGGGGUUAUGUACCACCUGUAUAUCAUUUUCAUAAUAUUCUCUCUUAAGGCAUUACAUGCCGUAAACUUCAUACCUGUGGUCCACAACUGUUCCCAGUCAGCCAUCAUUAUGUUGUGUCCAACGUCUUGUGCCCAUUUAAUCAUAGCAGAUUUCACCGUUUCAUCCUGAGUAUUCCAUUUCAACAGCAAGUUAUACAUCUUUGACAAAAUCUUAGUUUUGGGUUCUAACAAUUCUGUUUCUAGUUUUGAUUUUUCCACCUGGAAGCCAAUUUUCUUGUCCAAAUUGUAUGCCUCCAUUAUCUGAUAAUAAUGAAGCCAGUCUCGCACUUUGUUUUUUAGUUUUUCUAAACUCUGCAAUUUCAGUCUAUCUCCAUCUUGUUCCAAAAUUUCCCAAUAUUUUGGCCAUUUGACCUCCAUAUUGAGCUUUUUCAGAGCUUUCGCUUCCAUCGGUGACAGCCACCUUGGGGUUUUAUUUUCCAAUAAGUCCUUAUAUCUUAUCCAAACAUUAAACAAUGCUUUCCUGACAAUAUGGUUUUUAAAUGCUUUAUGUUCUUUGACCUUAUCAUACCACAGAUAUGCAUGCCAUCCAAAUACAUUGUUAAAGCCUUCUAGAUCCAAAAUGUCAGUGUUUUCAAGAAGCAGCCAUUCUUUCAACCAGCAAAAGCUGCUGAUUCAUAGUAAAGUUUAAAGUCUGGCAGGGCAAACCCACCUCUUUCCUUUGCAUCUGUUAGUAUUUUAAAUUUUAUUCUAGGCUUCUUGCCCUGCCAGACAAAUCUAGAAAUAUCUCUCUGCCACCUCUUGAAACAGUCCAUUUUGUCCACAAUUUGCAAUGUUUGAAACAAAAACAACAUUCUAGGCAAUACAUUCAUUUUUACCGCAGCAAUACGACCCAUCAGUGAAAGCUUCAAAUUUGACCAAAUUUCUAAAUCUUUUUUCACUUCAGCCCAGCAUUUUUCAUAGUUGUCUUUAAAUAAAUUCCCAUUUUUUGCUGUCAUGUUAAUCCCCAGGUAUUUAACUUUCUUAACCACUGUUAAACCUGUCUCAUUCUGAAACCUCUCUCUCUCCAUUGGUGUUAAAUUUUUCUCUAAGACCUUGGUUUUUAACUUAUUCAAUUUAAAUCCUGCAACUUGACCAAAUUCUUGAAUCAGUUCUAAAACCCUUUUGGUACUAGAUUCUGGCUCCUGUAACGUCAAUACUAGGUCAUCUGCAAAUGCUCUCAAUUUGUACUGUUUGGCUCCGACCUGUAUACCUUUAAUCAACUGGUCCCUUCUUAUCAUAUUCAGCAGAACCUCCAGGACCGAUAUAAAAAGCAAUGGGGAGAUUGGGCAACCUUGUCGUGUCCCUUUUUCUAUCUUAAAUUCUUCCAUCACCACAUUAUUUACAAUUAAUUUAGCCUUUUGUUCAGAAUAUAUUGCACCUAUACCAUUUUCAAAACCUUGGCCUACCCCCAUACCCUGUAGGUUUUUUUUCAUAAAAGUCCAAGAAAUAUUGUCAAAAGCUUUCUCCGCGUCCACAAAUAUUAAAACUGCCUUAGUAUUUAUAUUCACUUGCAAUUUUUCUAAAAUAUUAAUUAUGUUUCUCGUAUUAUCAGAUAGAUGUCUUCCUGGGAGAAAGCCUGCUUGGUCCUUAUGUAUCUCUUCCACUAACACUCUUUUUAAUCUUUUAGCCAAAAUAUCUGCAAAAAUUUUGUAAUCCACAUUAAGCAAUGAUAUGGGGCGAUAGUUCUUAAGCUGCGUCUUUUCAGUCUCUAUUUUCGGUACAAGUGUGAUAUAUGCUUCUUUCCACGACUCUGGUGCCCUUUUCCCCCUCCAUUAUUUCAUUACAGACCUCUUUCAAAGGUUGUACUAGCCAUUCUUUUAGGGAUCUGUAGUAUCUAGAAGUCAGUCCAUCCGGUCCUGGAGAUUUACCCAAUUGCAUAUUCUGAAUGGCACCUUCUAUCUCCUGUUCAGUUAUUUUGUAAUUCAACAUUAAUUUAUUUUCUUGAGAGAUUUUUUGUGAUCCAUUUGUCUUCAAAAAUCGAUCUACGUCAGUUUCUUUCUGUGGCCCUUGUGUAUAUAGUUGUUUAAAGUACCUCUGGAAACAAUUUCUAAUCUCAGCUGGGUUCUGUAUGUUCCUUCCUUCCACUUCUAAAUUUGUAACUGUAUUUAAUUUUUGUCUUUUUUUCAUUUGCCAAGCCAACAAUUUUCCACAUUUAUUAGCCGACUCGAAUGUCUUUUGUCUCAUUUGUUUAAUUUUCCAUUCUAUCUCCUGAUUCAUCAUUUUCAUAUAUUGCACUUGAUAUAACUUUAUUUCUCUCAAAAUCUCUUGAGACUUUGGUUUUGCUCUCAAUCUUUUUUCACUUUCCUUUAUUUUCUCCAAAAUUUUAUCCUUCUUCUCAUUUUGGAUUCUCUUCUUUAAUGCAUUCUGUUGUAUCAAGAACCCUCUCAUAACCGCUUUACUUGCGUCCCAGAUUACUCUUUUUUCCACAUUGGUGCUCAUAUUUAUCUCAAAAUAGUCUCUCAAGGUUUUUUGGGCCUUCUUAAGCACUUCUUCAUCUCUAAAUAAGGUGUCAUUCAUCCUCCAUCUAAAGGAGCCAGUUGGUGUUAGUUUCAUUUCCAUCUUAACAGCAUUAUGGUCGGAGCAGGUUUUUCGGCAAAUUUCCACUUUUCUUGUCUUUGGUGCCAUUCCUCUAGUUGCCCAUAUUUGGUCAAUUCUUGUCCAUGUCAUAUUGGCUUCAGAAAAGAAGGUUCCUUCUUUAGCCAUGGGGUUCCUUGUUCUCCAAAUAUUAAUUAAGUCCAAGUUGUCUGUCAUCUCAAAAAAAGUUUUCGGUAGUCUACCAUCCUUGGUGACUACCUGUCUUUGUGCCUUGUCCAUAUGUGUAGAUACCACUCCAUUCAUGUCUCCCAUCAAAAUCAUAUUAUAAUCCAAAUAGUCCAUCAGGGUCUCAUGCAACUUUUUAAAAAAAUCGGAUUUCCCCUCAUUUGGUGCAUAAAUUCCUACUAUCAAAAAUUUUUCUCCUUGUGUUUGAAUUUCAAUUCCCACAUAUCUUCCUUGGUCAUCUUUAAAGAUAAAUUUCGGUAAUAAUCUGUCCUUUGCAUAAAUCACUACCCCUCUUUUUUUAAUCUUUCCAUUUUAACUUUAAACAUAUUAUUCUCUAAACAUCACCUACUUAAAUCCUAGGCCUAUCUGGUAUUUGCAAGUUUUUUCAAUUAAGUUAUCUUAACAUAUUUAACUAGAUAGUCUUUAAAUUUUAUCCAUUCCUCCUGGUACUCCUCCUCCUUCUGGUCGCAGACUCUUCCAGUCAGGUCGGCUAGCUCCGAAAAGUCCAUCAUCUUCAUCUGCCAUUCUUCCACUGUUGGAACUUCUUGUGAUUUCCAACUCUUAGCUAACAAAAUUCUAGCUGCUGUUGUGGCAUACAAAAACAAUCUAACAUCUUUCUUAGGCAAUUCCAGACCUACUAUUCCAAGAAGGAAGGCUUCUGGUUUCUUAAUAAAUAUAUAUUUUAACAUCUUUUUCAAUUCGUUAUAAAUCUUCUCCCAUAAGUCUUUCACUUUAGGGCAGGUCCACCACAUAUGAUAAAAGGUACCCUCCUUUUCUUUACGUUUCCAACAUAAAUUAUCACUAUUGUGGUAAAUCUUUGCCAGUUUUACAGGGGUUAAGUACCAUCUAUACAUCAUUUUCAUAAUAUUUUCCUUUAACACCGUACAUGCAGUGAACCUGACCCCUUUCUUCCACAAUCUUUCCCAGUGUUCAAACAUUAUGUUAUGUCCCACAUCUCUUGCCCAGUCUAUUAUCACGGAUUUAACUUGUUCAUCCUUUGUAUGCCAUUCCAACAAUAAAUUAUACAUUUUAGAAAAAUUUUAACUUUAGAGUCCAACAAUUCCGUUUCCUGGGCAAAUCUGUUGUAGGUUUAAAGUGAGAGUUGAAAUCCUGAGAACAGUGGUUCUCUGAGAGAUGCAGGAGAUCUCUAGGAUUGCCAUAUUUCGAAGAGCAAAAAAGACGACACAUUUGCCAACUUCUACUUUUAACUAUGGAUCACUAUGAGGACUCUACCCAUGAAAAGGAGGACGUGUCCUGGAAAUAGAGGACAUAUGGCAACCCAAUCUCAAACACAGGGCUGAUCCCAUUAUGGAAGCAAAGUGGGUGUCCACUCAGGGCAGGCUUUGCCAACCCGGUGCCCUCCAGAUCAACCAGAGCUGGCGGAUGGGAGUCGCAGUCCAAAAUGGUUGUGCUGGCUAGGGCUGAUGGAAGUUGAAAAACACCUGGAUGACCUGCCUUAAGGGUCAGUCACAUGUAUUGUGUAUCGAUUAAUUCCCCCAGAUCUGAGAUCAAUUUCUCUUUCUUUCGCAGCUGUGCCUUGGGAAAACCUGAUCUUACCCACUGAAUCAGAUGCCCUGUAAGCCAAAUCUAUCUUCGGAUUUUCUGCGCAUCUGUUAAGAUCUCAGUGUGUAAGAUCUGAGUUUUACAAGAUGCAGCUUGUGGAACAAAGAGAGAAGCUAUUGAACCCAGCGUAACCAAUCAAUCUACAAUACAAUCAAAAUACAGUGGUACCUUGAUUCUCAAACUUAAUCCGUUCCAGAAGUCUGUUUCAAAACCAAAGUGUUCCAAAACCAAGGUGCGCUUUCCCAUAGAAAGUAUUGCAAAAUGGAUUAAUCUGUUCCAGGCUUUUAAAAACAACACCUAAAACAGCAAUUAAACAUGAAUUCUACUAUCUAACAAGACCAUUGAUCCAUAAAAUGAAAGCAAUAAACAAUGUACAGUGGUACCUCUGGUUACGUACUUAAUUCGUUUCGGAGGUCCGUUCAUAACCUGAAACUGUUCUUAACCUGAAGCACCACUUUUAGCUAAUGGGGCAUCCUGCUGCCGCCGCCGCGCGAUUUCUGUUCUCAUCCUGAAGCAAAGUUCUUAACCCGAGGUACUAUUUCUGGGUUAGCGGAGUGUGUAACCUGAAGCGUAUGUAACCUGAAGUGUAUGUAACCCGAGGUACCACUGUACUGCAGUCACCAAUCAAUCAGCAGCUGAACAGUCACAAAAAUAAAAAAGCCGCAAAAAUGCAAAAUAAAUAGCAAAAACAGACAGCCCUCAGAGUAACACUCAAAACGGAAGUGUGGCACUCAAAUUGGAAGUGCAACACUCAAAUCAGAGCAUGUUUGGCUUCUGAAAAAGUUUGCAAACCUGAACACGUACUUCCGGGGUUGCAGUGUUUGGGAUCCAAGUUGUUUGAGUACCAAGGUGUUUGAGAACCAAGGUACCACUGUACAAGUCUAACAAAACUGGGAAUGAGCCCUUUCUGAUUGUGCUUGAAAAAGGGGCUUGGGGUGAGUCAGUGAACAUGAUUUGGCUAAAACUGGGAUCAACAGAGGUGUGGGCCCUGUGAGUUUUAUUUAGGGUCCCCUCGUUAAUCUAGUGUCACUGUUAUUUAUUCAACACUGGGAGAUUCUGCAAAUCCCUAGGCUGAGGUUGCUAAUCCUUUUCUGUUGGUGGGGUUACAUGCUUUGUGAGGUCUACAUGCUGCAGUGGGUGUGGCUAGAGUGGGUGUGGCUUAUUGGGACUGGUUGGGCAAAAGGCAGGGAAGCCAACAGUAGGUGGCGCCAGAGCUCAGAACAAGCAGAGCCAGAAAAUGGACAUGGUGAAAGCGAGCCUUGCCUUCCCACACUCUCAAACCCAUGAACACACAGGCACAUCACAAACAAACCAGCAUAUAUGCAGCAGAUCUUCAGUGUGGGCUUCUAUUCAAAUACAGACCGUAGCAGUGGUGGUGAGAGGUGAGGAGAGGUAUCUUUAUUCAGGGCUGGUGAUUCCUCAUCUCCUGAUACUUCUGGCUUCCCACAACCACCAUGAGUGGGUUUGGAGGGGGACCCUAUACCCCUCCCCAAAAUUGCUUGGUGGGAGGUGGGCCUGGCUUCUAGGAUACGGCUCUUUCGCUCCUGCCUGAGGCUAAUGAAUCUUUCCUGUCCCUGUAUUUUAGGCCUGUCAUUCUUGACCCAGCAGAUCCAACCGGGAACGUAGGAGAGGGGAAACGCUGGGAUCUACUCGCAGAAAAGGCUGCGGAUUGUGCUAGGCAGGCGUGCUUCUUCAGGAAACCCGAUGGCUCCAUGGUUCAACCCUGGAAUGUGCCGGUGAGGGCAGCAUAGAACCAUAGUAUUGUAGUGUUAUAAGAAAAACUGCUCCUUUUCCCUUCUGGGGUACCCAAGAGGCCGUAUAGAGUCCUUAAGUGGGUUCCCUAUCGGUAGGAGAAAAUAACAGAGGCCAACCAAAGUACAGUGGUAUCUCUGGUUGCGAACAGGAUCUGUUCCGGAGCUCCAUUCUCAACAUGAGCAGAACGCAACCCGCAUCUGUGCACGCGCAGGUUGCGAUUUGCCGCUUCUGUGCAUGCGUGUGACAUCAUUUUGAGUGUCUGCACAUGUGUGAGCAGCGAAACCUGGAAGUAACCCUUUCCGGUACUUCCGGGUCGCCGCGAGACGCAACCUGAAAAGAUGUAACCUGACCGAACGUAACAAGAGGUGUGACUGUAUAUUGAGAAGCAAGGCGGCGAGUAAGCCUGAUCUUUAUUAAAGUGUUGCAACAGGGUCCUCACUCACCACAUGCAGGAGGGAGGAGAGAACCCUGAACAAUGGUGCGCGAGCCCUUAUAUAGACUUUUGAAAUUGCCCACCCUGUAGCCCAGUACCCCCUCCCCAAUACAUCAUACAUACAUCACAGAAGAAGGCGGUCUCCAGCAGAAAUCCUGUCUGCCAGGAUACCUAAUAAUGGUCACUUGAUUGCAUUACCUGGGCAGCCUGGCCAUUCUUCUGUGAUGGUUCAUACUUAAUUCCUGAAUCCAGGCCACAGGCUCACCCUAUUCAUACACAAAUAUGCCCUUAAGACAGGAUUUAUAACUGAAAAGACAAUGGGAAGGCUUUCCCCAUUGGCCUCCCUUACUGCAGAGGAAUAUUUGAGGUCAUCGGGAGAGUCAAAAUGGCUUCAGGAUUGCUCUCCUGUACUAUUUCAGACACAUGGUUCAUAUAUUUAGAUAUGUGUGCAUUUAUGAAUAUUUAUUUUAUAUUUGAGACCUUAAAAUUAUUAUAACAGUAGAGUUGGAAGGGACCUCAAGCCAACCAUCUAGUCCAGCGGUUUUCAACCUGUGGGUCCCCAGAUUUUGUUGGACUACAACUCCCAUCAUCCCUGACCACUGGUCAUGCUGGCUAGGAAUGAUGGGAGUUGUAGUCCAACAAAAUCUGGGGACCCACAGUUGAGAAACACUGAUCUAGUCCAAUCCCCUGCAAUGCAGGAAUAAAUAAUCCCUGACAGUUGGCCAUCCAGCCACUGUUUAAAAACCUCCAUUGAAGGAGAGCCCACCACCUUCCGAAGGAUUUCGUUUCACUGUCCAACAGCUCUGAUCCUUAGAAAGUUCUUCCUAAACUUGAGUUGGAAUAUCCUUGUCAUUUGAAUCCAUUGGUUUGGUUCAUACCCACUGGAGCAGCAGAAAACAAGCCUUGCAGAUAUUUGAAGACGGCUCUCAUAUUUCAAUCUUCUCUCUGCCAGGCUAAACAUACCUAACUCCCACAAUCACUUUUCAUAAGGUUGGCUUCCGGGCCCUUAAGCAUUUUGGUCGCCCUUCUCUGCUCACAUUCCAGCUUGUCAAGUCUGUGCUGGUGAUAUGUGGCCCCUAAGUGUGGCCCUCAAAGAGCCACCAGCUCUCACGGACUGAGAUGACAGAAUGUGUGAUGUGGGUGACAUUUGCUAGGGACAAAGGUGGCUGGAAUGUGUUUAUUACUGGUAGUGCAGAAGGCAGGGAGGCCAACAGUAGGUGGCGCCCUAGCCAAGAACAGUCGGAGCCAGAAGCAGCGAUAUUAUCUCGGCUGAGUCCUAGAAGGGUAACACUGAUACUCAGGAGGGAGCUGGUGGGUGUGGCCACCCCUUGGACUGGUUGCAAGUAAGGAAGCAGGGGGUUUGUGGGGCAAUGCCCCAUUUGCCCUGAUGGACUGACCUCUGCUAAGUGAGGAUUUGCAAUCCAGGUGAGCACACUCAACAGAAACUCCAAUCUAUAUUGUCUGCAUUUAUGUAUCUCCUCCUUAUUCCCACCCAAAGUUUAAUCAUCCUCCAAGUCCUCCCCUAAUAAAAGCAACAGAUGGGGAAAAGGACGCUUUCCCCUCAAUUUUUGUACAGUACACAGAAAUGCUUUGUUUCCCCAACAUCUCUCCUGAACGGAACUGGAGUUCUUAGGGCCACAUUCACACUGAUGUAAACAAGCACAAUGCAUUUAAAGUGUUAGGACAACUGUUAUGUACUGAGUUGAAUAGGAUCCAAAAUGCAGCAGUUUGAUUGGUCCUAGAACAAUAGGAUUCAGAAUGCAGCAGUUUGAUUGGUCCUAGAACAAUGCAGCAGUAUAACUGGUCCGCAGGAGCCACCCAAUCCAGCUCCAGGUGGAAGUGAAUCCACAACCUGAUUGGCCUACAGGAGAAUUCCGGAAUUAGCCAAUCACGUGGGUGGGGCCCAUUGUGUAAAUAAUGUAUAUAAAGCAGACAUUCUGGGGGAACUUCCAUUCUUCCUCACCACUAUGAGCUGAAUAAAGAGCAUGAAAUCCACUCUCGACUCCAAGUAUAUUUCAACACCGUUUUAAACAGUCAGGGCUUCCCCCCAAAGAAGCCUGGGAUGUGUAGUUUGUUGAGGUUGCUGAGAGAAGAGGGGCCUCCAAACAUAUUUCCCUUCCAGAGCUGCUAUUAUUAUUAUUAUUAUUAUUAUUAUUAUUAAUAAUUUCAUUUCUAUACCGCUUUAUAUUUUAAAGAAAAAUCACAAAGCGGUUUACAGCAUAUUAAACAUCAAUAAAACAACCCAGAAUCAAACAUUUCUGAAGGAAGUCAGAUAUAAAGUAUACAGUCAAAGCAACAUAAUUAACAGGAAAUUAAAAUACUAUUAUCUUAAAGAUUUCAAAAUAAAACAUUACAAAGGAGGUCAACUGCAGAAUACAUAUUUAAAACAAACAAAGUCAACAAAACAAAAAAAUCUUAACCAUUUCAACAGAGUUCCCUGUGAAGAGGGGUUGACUAUAAACCACUCUGGAAUUGUAGCCCUGAGUGGAAUAGGGGGUUUCUAACAGGUCUUGGCAUUUUUAACAAACUACAGCUCCCAGAAUUCUUUUGGGGGAAGCCAUGGCUACUUGAAGUGGUGUCACAGUGCUUCUAAAUGGAUGCUGUGACUGUUGCCUGUGUUAGGGAUGUUUAUAAUUCCAGCAUACCUUGUGGAUUCACCAGGGAUCACAGACAGGUCUCUGUUUGCGAGGUGUAGAUUUCCAAAGCUCUGCUGGAUAAACCUCUGAGAGAGUGUUCCAGUAUUAAGUGGGGUGUAAAAUACUCGAAAUGUGGGCAAGUUGGAAACUACAUUUUUGUUCAUUUUCCUUCUAGCUGCAAGUGCCCUGGGAAGAACCGUACUCUUGCACCAUACUCUGA